UAAACAUAACAUAAAACGUUCAAUUUCUUUUCGAUACCAAAAUUUCCGGAUCUUCAUUCCCUGCGCCCAUGUCGUCCACUACAUCUCCUCCCGUGCUCCCCAUCUCCGUCCCCGAAUCUCAAUCCCAAUCCCAGUCCCAACCCCCAAUCGCCACCCCUGCCUUCCGUUCCUUCAUCACCCACAUCUCCGACUCCGUCCGCCACGGGAUCUCCCAGCGCCGGCCCUGGUCCGAACUCGCCGACCGUUCCGCCUUCUCCAAGCCCGAGUCUUUCUCCGAUGCCGCCCUUCGCGUCCGCAAGAACUACUCCUACUUUCGCGUCAACUACCUCUCCGUCAUUGCCAUCAUCCUCGCCUUCUCGCUCGUCUCCCACCCCUUCUCUCUCCUCGUCCUCCUCGGCCUCCUCUCUGCCUGGCUGUUCCUCUACCUCUUCCGCCCCUCCGAUCAGCCACUCGUUCUCUUCGGCCGCGCGUUCUCCGACAAGGAAACCCUCGGUAUCUUGACCGUGUCUAGCCUCUUCGUCGUCUUCCUCACUACCGUCGGAUCGCUACUUAUUUCCGCACUCCUCGUUGGCGUUGCCGUUGUCUGCGCCCACGGCGCUUUUAGGGUUCCCGAGGACCUCUUCCUUGACGAGCAGGAGAAUCCCGCAACCGGAUUCCUCUCCUUCCUUGGUGGUGCCGCCUCCAACGCCGCCGUCGCCGCUGCACCCGUCGUUGCCGCUGCACGCGUCUGAUUCGAUGGAUCCGGAUCAAUUAAAAGUUUCACUUUGGUAAACAAAUAAAUAUGUUUCAAUUUUUUUUAAUUUUCAUUAAUUUCCAAUAUACUCUGUAUCUGUAUCUGUAUCUGUGAACUUUUGUUCGAUUUUAGAUAGCAUGUGACACUUUUGGGGGCGGAUCUAUGUUCUAUAUAUUUCUUUAAUUGAUAUAAUGUGAUACCAAUUUAUUCA
This is a messenger RNA of Juglans microcarpa x Juglans regia, 944 nucleotides long. RefSeq names its product PRA1 family protein B4-like. The coding region runs from base 69 to 731 and encodes 220 amino acids. Gene Ontology annotation, cellular component: endoplasmic reticulum; Golgi apparatus. Gene Ontology annotation, biological process: vesicle-mediated transport. The transcript has a single exon. Lineage: Eukaryota; Viridiplantae; Streptophyta; Magnoliopsida; Fagales; Juglandaceae. The record is from RefSeq and is a predicted model, not a curated record.